CCAGCCCACGGUCCCACAGUGGGACCCCCGCCCCCAGCACUGCCCUGCCCCCGGGGCAGAGGGGGGCUUUCCCAGCUAUUUAAGCAGAUUCCAACAGAUGGUCGAGGAACUUUCCUUCCAGCGGACCUCUUUACCACCUUUGUCUUCCCUUCGCUCCCCGGAACCUCUGCACCCACUCGUUUCUCUCAGAGGGACAAAGGGAAGAUUCUUCAGGCCUCAUCGUCGAACUUCUCUCCAGAGCAAGGAAGCUUCUCAGACCAGUAUCCAGGAUCGAGGCCACGGACCAAACAUGCCCUCGGAUUUCCUGACGCCUUUUCUGGAAGUGGAUGAGGAGUUCAGCAAGACUUUCCGUGGCCUGGAUGUCUCCGACGGGCUGCCGAUGGGCUCGCAGCAGCACAGAGUCCUGGGCUUCCGGCGGCGCCAUUCCCUCUGCCCCGUGACGCUGCCCAACUCCAAGUUCAACAGCGGCGGCUCCGAGGCCGCCGCCGCCGCCGCCGCCGGGGGCCUCCGGCCGUGGGGCCUCCGGCCGUGGAGCCGGGAGCUCCCCCGCUCCUCGCUCAGCCACAUCCCCUUCAGAGUGGACCGCUCCGUCAGCAUGAUCGAGGGCAACGUGUGCAGCCCGGACAGCACGGAAGGCUCCCCCGCCGUGCUGCUCCCUCCCCCCGGCCUCUGCAUCAGCAGCGCCUCCCUCUCCUCCCCCGCCGGGCCGGCGCCGUCCGCCCCUCACAUCUCCACACGGUACAAAACCGAGCUGUGCCGCACGUACGAGGAGAGCGGCGCCUGCAAGUACGGGGCCAAGUGCCAGUUCGCCCACGGCCUGGACGAGCUGAGGGGUCUGAGCAGGCACCCCAAGUACAAGACGGAGCCGUGCCGCACCUUCCACACCAUCGGCUUCUGUCCGUACGGGGCCCGGUGCCACUUCAUCCACAACGCGGAGGAGAUGCACGCGUGCGUCCGUGCUCAGAGGCCGAAGGCGCGUCCUCCUCUGCUGCGCCACAGCCUCAGCUUCGCCGGCUUCUCCUCCUCUCCGAGCUUCCAGCCGCUGGAGAAGCCUGGGGCCUCGUCGCUGCUGCUCAGCCGGGCCUCCUCCGUCUCCCCCCCGGCCUCCUCCAUGGGGAGCCCAGAGGUCCUGUCCCCCGGGUUCCCUGAGCCGGGGCCGCUCAAGCACUGCCUCUACCCUUUGGACCAUGUGGCUGACGCAGGCCUGCGCUUCUACGCUGCUUCUGACUGUGUCCCGGCCCAGCGACCCGGCUCCCACCUGCACUUCUCCCCGCAGCUGCCGGCGCCGGUGAGCAGCCUCUCCGGGCUCCAGCGCUGCUCCUCGGCCGACUCCUUGUCUGAGGAAGGCUACACCUCCUCCUGCUCUCUCAGCUCGUCCUCCAGCGGCACAGAGUCACCCAGCUUCGAGGCCAGACGGCUGCCCAUCUUUAGCCGCUUGUCUGUCACAGACGAGUAG
Betta splendens (Siamese fighting fish) is the source of this 1456-nucleotide messenger RNA. Its product is annotated as mRNA decay activator protein ZFP36L1. The transcript is spliced from 2 exons. The record is from RefSeq and is a predicted model, not a curated record. Gene Ontology annotation, molecular function: mRNA binding; metal ion binding. The coding region runs from base 98 to 1456 and encodes 452 amino acids. Lineage: Eukaryota; Metazoa; Chordata; Actinopteri; Anabantiformes; Osphronemidae.